AACCAAACAAUUUCAUUUUUAGUAGUUCGAAAUUACUGAACAUUUUGGAUAUAAAUAGGAAGUUACAAGAACAGUCCUAAUUACAUGGGUCAGUCUCCGAAAACAGAGAUCAUAAGAAAUAAUCAUAUAGAUAAUGGGGAAGACACAAUAGAUAUGCAGAAGCUAAGUAAAUCAGAGAGAAGGAAGGGUCCACGAAGAUGGAACCUUAUCUGGUACCAGUCAAUGCAUCUGCUUAUUUACUUCUUAAGCUACCCCAACACCAUCCACUUCCUUCAUUUAUAGGCUUUUUCUUAUUACUUGUGAAGAAACAAACACCUUCCUACUUACUUUGAACUCAAGCAAGACCAGUCCACAAGGAGAGUCAUGGCCCACUCACUAACCCCGGCACCUGCUCCUGCAACGGUACCCAUCUCAACAACCUCAAGAAAGAAGACUCAAUGCUCAUCUCUAGGAUGUGAUGGAGACCUGGAUUAUAAACUUGUACAUCGCAGGGCUGUGACAUUGGGCCUAGCUGGUGCAGUGCUCGGCUUGAAUGUCAGUGAUCGAGGUGUGAGUGCGGCAGCCAGAAGGCCUCCGCCGCCACCACCUGAGGAGAGGAGGGGGAGGGACCCCAAUUUGAGUGGUGUCCAGGCAAAAGUUUUGGCAAGCAAAAAAAGAAAUGAGGCCAUGAAAGAAGCCGUGGGCAAGCUAAGGGGGAGAGGGAAGCCUGUCGACGGACCAACUGCAUCUGAAUGAUUUAUCAUCAAACGCAUACCACCUUUGACGUUUCAAGUGUCUUUCUGCAGAAGAUGGAUACAGAAUAUUGGUGCUCUCUCUAGUCGAUUACAUGUCAUGGUGAUUUGACCAGUUGCCUGGUUAAAUACCGAACAUUGGUUCGUAGGUACAUACAAAAAUCGGAAUGAGAAUUAUGUCUUGAUAGUUGUUCUUUUGCUUGUAAACGUUCUGCAUCUUAA
This is a messenger RNA of Juglans microcarpa x Juglans regia, 953 nucleotides long. RefSeq lists its product as uncharacterized. The coding region runs from base 364 to 735 and encodes 123 amino acids. The record is from RefSeq and is a predicted model, not a curated record. The transcript is spliced from 2 exons. Lineage: Eukaryota; Viridiplantae; Streptophyta; Magnoliopsida; Fagales; Juglandaceae.